Dentiscutata heterogama is the source of this 482-nucleotide messenger RNA. Lineage: Eukaryota; Fungi; Glomeromycota; Glomeromycetes; Diversisporales; Gigasporaceae. The record is from the annotation of a GenBank genome assembly.
CAUCCUAUCUUGAUUUAGACUUUGAUUAUUUUUCUGCUAUUUCGAAAAACGAUGAACAAAUUCUCCGCAAGUAUGGAUCCGCAGAUAUGAACCCUUCUCAAAAAGCCUGUUAUUUAAGCCAUUAUUCUAUCUAUAAAGAAAUAAUUGACAAGGGCUAUAAUAAUGCCUUAAUUUUAGAAGAUGAUGUGGACUUUGAACUUAACAUUACUGCUAUUAUGACUGAUAUUCAUCGUGAUUUACCUGCUUCUUGGGAAAUGUUGUACAUAGGCCAUUGCUUUGAAGGUGUUGGUGAACAAGUUGGAAAAAGUUCUUCUGUACAUAGGCUAUAUAAAUCUUUGGUUCCUUUGUGUACACAUGCUUAUGCAGUUUCGUAUUCAGGUGCUCGCAAACUAAUAGAGCUCGUUGAUCCUGUGAUUCCACGUGGGACGAUUGAUUAUUCUCUUAGUGUAGUAAUCAAAGAUAGGAAAGUCAACUCAUUCGAU